Molecule: messenger RNA, 1022 nt
Organism: Vitis vinifera (wine grape)
Lineage: Eukaryota; Viridiplantae; Streptophyta; Magnoliopsida; Vitales; Vitaceae
Product: protein CRABS CLAW
Exons: 7
Coding region: 252-779 (175 amino acids)
Biological process (GO): style development; floral meristem determinacy; multicellular organism development
Cellular component (GO): nucleus
Source: RefSeq, a predicted model, not a curated record
GAAUAUAUCACGAUAAUUUGGAGAGUGAAGAAGUCACCCGUGUGCAAGUAUAAUUUUAUAUCUGCAAGCUCGGCUAUAGCCCAGGAAGUAUGACCAGUAUGGUAACCUAAAUUUGAUAUUCCACACUAAUCUUCAAACUCCACCCACCUCUUCUCAUCACAAACCCUAGAUCUUCUUUUGUCACCUUUCAUACUCACACUUCAAAUUUCAAACCCAUAUAUCUUUGUUCUUCUUCUUCCUCCCUUUCUUCUAUGAACCCGGAAGAGAAAGCCACCAUGGAUUUGGUUCCACCAUCUGAGCAUCUUUGCUACGUCCGGUGCAACUUCUGUAACACUGUUCUUGCGGUUGGGAUUCCAUGCAAACGGCUGUUGGACACUGUGACAGUGAAAUGUGGCCACUGCAGUAACCUCUCCUUUCUUAGCACCAGACCUCCACUGCAGGGCCAAUGCCUUGACCAUCAAAUGAGCCUUCAGGGUGUUUGCAAUGAUUUCAGAAAGGGCCAGUCCUCAUCAUCAUCUUCAUCAACAUCCAGCGAGCCAGUGUCCCCAAAAGCACCCUUUGUUGUAAAACCACCCGAAAAAAAACACAGACUCCCAUCUGCUUACAAUCGAUUUAUGAAGGAGGAAAUACAACGCAUCAAAGUAGCCAAUCCUGAGAUACCCCAUCGAGAGGCUUUCAGUGCAGCAGCGAAAAAUUGGGCUAGGUACAUCCCAAAUUCACCAGCAGGCUCAGUUUCUGAGAGCAGUAACAAUGGCUUUGAUUUUGCAGGAAUGAAGUAAUUUAGUGUAAUGGGAAAUGCCAUGAAAAUGAAGCAUUGGAGAUCCACUUGAGCACAUUGGCUUUUCCUCAAACUCUGUUAUCUGUUUACUUCUUAAUCAUGCUUAACGGUAGUUAUCACUCAAUGAACUAUUGCAUCGGUGUCGAAAUCAUGUAGCAUUUGGUAUUAACAACUAUCUGCUAAUCCUUUCAUUUGGGCUUUGUGGUGCUGUGAAAGUUACUUCUGUUCAGCAUUUGAGCUUUUA